AGUUGCAGACAAGCCCUCGCGAGCGUAUUUCCGGUGAGGCCGGAAGUGGUGCGGGUAGGGUUACUGGGCGUCUCCAGGCGGAAGUGGAGCAGCCGGGAAGAGGCGAGCUGGGCAGAGGUGAGUGGGUGGGAGAGCGGGAGAGACACACCCUGCGUGGCUGAGCGAGGUAAGGCAGCGGCGGCUGAGGCUCCCGAGGGUAGCCUGUACUUGACUGAGGUGUUUGGGGAGGAGGAUAAGGAGGGGACGGGGGUUGAGUGGUCAAUAUCAUGCACGUCUGAAAGGGUUGGGGGGGAGGCUGAAGCAACGAGUGUCUGAGGUGCUACUUCGGGGACAGGGAGGAGGGGCGGAGAGUGUUUGCAUGGAUGGAGUAAAGAAUAAUCCCAAUUAUUGCGCUAAUUUUCUGGGGAAGGGACGCUUUUCUGCCACAUGCUUGACAGUCCGGUUUAUCCUCGCGAGGAACGACCCUGGGAUUCAGGUCGCUGUCAUCUCUGGUAUUUGCCUAUUGUAAGGGAGGAUUUUGAACAUGUUGUUAAGUUGCAUUGCAGUCAUGUGUGUGUUUACUCCGGAGAAAGUUGCGUUGGGUGGAGAGGGCUUAACGCUCGGGAGCGCAUGGGAAUUACAGCCUUAGGAACUGCUGUGUCAAGUGGCUAAGGUGACAAGGCGAGCUGUUAAGUUGUUCAGGACUAUUAUUUGGCUCUGUGUAGCUGGAGGUCUGGUCACCCUUGUAAGGUUUUUUUUGGGGGUAUUUUUUUUAAAGUUAUUUAAAUGUUUCGCCAGGAGUUAAAGGGUCCGGAUAUUUGAAUUUGAAAACCUCUGAAAGCUGUGGAAACAGCGGUUAUUUUCUAGUAUGCAUUGUGCUUUCUGAUUUGUCUUUAGAACUUUAGCAAGCCACAGUCAAUUAUGACAAAUUGGCUAGCGAAGUGUUUCUGUGUGUGUGCGCGCUAGGUUGAGUAGUAUGGAUGCUCAAUUUCAACACAUCCUGUUUGAUUUUGGCGGCCUGAACCCUUGGCAGUGAGGAGGGUGAUGGCCUACCAGAGACCCUUCUCUGUAAUGAUCCCGAAACUGCAACUUCCUCUCUAUAGAAGUGUGUCAUACACUACCUAUUUACAGCUGUAGGCGGUUAUUGAGGGCAUAUCUCUUUUCUGCCUUUGGCAGUUGAAUUUUUAUUGUUAGUGUUCCCCUAUCUGUAGUCCGGCAUGUCAUAUUCAACUAAAUUGUUGCACUAGUGGAAAGUAGCACAGUGGUUUAUUCUAGUGCAACAGGACUCCCCUGACUUCUACUCUGUUUUUUUUAAUAGAAUAAUAGAAUUGUAGAGUUAGAAGAAGCCACAAGGGUCGUUUAGUCCAACCCCUUGUAGUGCAGGAAUUUUUUGCCCAACGUGGAACUCUAACCCACCUUUUCACCCUCUUCAUAUCUGUAGAGGAGGGCUGGGAGAACCUUAGAACAGCGUGUUGGGGGCGGAAAAAGAGACAAUCUCCUUAGCACUAUGUUGAAUUCAACCCAUUGUAUCUGGUGUCUUGUGUUGUAUAGUAUCGUACUUAAGGGCAGGUUUGUUUUAUUUGUUUUAUUGUACUGUGUUAUCUUUUUAGACGUAACCCACCCUUGGACCUUAUAGUGAAGAGUGUGCAAUAUUAAUUAUUAGUAGUAGGAAGUAUGCUUUUGUGUGUGUGAUUCUGAAAAGAGAGAAGUCUAUAUACUGUCUGAAAAGCACCUUCCGAUGGAAAGAGUAUAGCUGGAAUUCAGGUUAGGAGCCCAUAUACUAGGUACGGUGGGAAGGUUUGUAACUGUAUUGGGGGUUAAAAGGAGCCAUAAAAUGGUUUGCUGUGCCUGAUCCUGAGAGAAGGAAGCAGAUUUACAGCAGGAAUUAAUUUAUACUACAUAACCAACUGCCAACCAGUUGUGGAUAGGCUACAGUAAACAUAAAUAAUUCUUCUGGGUAUCUUGUCUGUCAUGUUGUGAAUUGAAGAGGUGAUGGAUGAGAGAACUAGCUGGGCAUGAAAAUAACAGGAGGCGGUGGUUUGCAGAUGAGUGGUGGAAUACAAAAGUGUAUUUUGGUUCCAUGAAAGAUUUGGGUUGGUUUUGGAGGCAUAGUGCGAAUUGGAGUAAGGUUUUCUCUUGGUAGGAGGAGCUUGGGGAUUGAAUUGGGAGUCAGUAUCUUGUCUUAUUGACGGUGGCUAGGCAUAAGCUGACUUUAAGCUGUCAGUUGCACCUUCACAAUGUGGUUUCCAUGGUAUGCUGAAGGUGUGCCUUUUUGCCCUGGUCUUUGAUGCCUGAGAUAAAAUAAUUUUGAACCUGCCCUAUUCUCCUUGUAGUCAUGUGCUUUAACUGUUUUUAACACCUGUUUUUAAAAUGUUAUAACGUAUCUAAAAAAACAAUGCAGGCAUAAAUGUGUCUGGCUGGCUGUAGGCUCUGGACAAACACAAGGAAGCGCUAAUUCUCACAGAACAUAUUUACCGUAUUUUUUGCUCUAUAAGACUCACUUUUUCCCUCCUAAAAAGUAAGGGGAAAUGUGUGUGCGUCUUAUGGAGCGAAUGCAGGCUGCGCAGCUAUCACAGAAGCCAGAACAGCAAGAGGGAUUGCUGCUUUCACUGUGCAGCAAUCCCUCUUGCUGUUCUGGCUUCUGAGAUUCAGAAUAUUUUUUUUCUUGUUUUCCUUCUCCAAAAAUUAGGUGCGUCUUGUGGUCUGGUGCAUCUUAUAGAGUGAAAAAUACGGUAACUUACAGAAUUCACGAUGGGGUGGUGGCCACUAGCUUAGAUAUUUGGGACUGGUUGGCUCAGAAAUGGUGCACUUGGAUAAAAGAAACGGGGGAUAAAGAGGGGAAGAUAUCUCCAUACAUUGCUUUUGAACUUCCCAGAGGCAUGUGGUUUGAUGAAACAAAAUGAUGGAUUAGCCGACCCUUGGUCUAAUUCAGCAGGGCAGCUAUGCUAAAUGUAAUUGCUAUUGAAUUGCCUCCCCCUCCCUUUGGGGCAGGGGUUACAUGCCAGCAGAUGCAUAUUUAGUGUCCUCAAUCGAAGCUCUGACAUUGUAAAAUAGAAGCCUUUGCCCUGUGGUCUAAGGAAGCUGCAGACUUCUGCCCAUUUCUCUUCAGCACGCUGGCACUAGAGACACUUUGCUUCCCAACUGCUGUGUUUCCCAGUUAGUCAGGAACUCUUGGCCAAGGAUCUUCCUCCACUGAGUCAUCAGUUGCGUGAGAUGCAUGCUUCCAAGGGUAAGCACAAAUGUGAGAGUGAGAGAGGAGGAAGCUAGUACUGUUUGUUUCUGGUUCUUAACUAGACAUAACAGAGCCAAGUGAAAACCAGUCGCAUAGUUGUAUGAGAAGAAAUAAUGAUUCCCAGGUGCACUUAUCUACCAAACUUAGUUUAAUAUAAAGAGAUUUACUUACAGAUGUCCUCCAUUAAGGCAGGACAGAUUGCUUUAUGACAACUUCCUGGAUUAAUAUUUGGUAGCAGCCUAUAAUUCGUUCAGUGAAAGGCUCUUGUAAUGUGUUGGAAUGGAAGGUUUUGCUGUUGGUGGAUUUGGGCUCUCUCUUCAAAGGAGUUGUUUAGAGGAGUGUGAAUUGAACUUUGGACUGGAAAAGCCUGGGUUUAGUUGUCCUGCUGCAUAAUUAGAAAGACUGAGGGUUUGCUUAAUCCUCUUCUUCGGCUUAAGUACAAAAGAUGGCGGCCGGACUGUGGGCCUUUCCUGUAGUGGCACCAUCUCAUUGGCGCUCCCUUCUCAGGCAGGUGCAUCUGCACAACGCUUUCCUAAACUGUAAGAAACAUCAGACUUUCUAGAGUAACAGAAAUGUUUCAUAUCAAAACUUGCUUGCAAGAUUCUCUUGACUGGUCUUGUAACCUCUAUGUAAAAAAUUCUGUUUAAUCUUGCAGGCACAGCAAGAGCUUAUAAUUAUAUACACUGAUUUUGCAUGAUAGAAAAUGUAAAAAUAAGCAUGAAGCUCAGUGGAUGAUCCUGUGCUCAUUAUGUCUCAGACUGGCGUACUUUGCAAGGUUGUUGGAAUAAAAUGAGAGAGACUUCUGUAUGCUGUGCUGACUUCUUUGGAGAAGGGCUGCAGUACAAGUGUGGUAAAAAAAAUACCAGUAUUGGUGACUCAUUUGUGCAUCUCUGGUAAAAUUCUGUGAGCUCAAUUUGCUAGGAACUUUUCCUGCCAACGCCUCCUUGGAAUUUGGCCAUUUUCUUGCUGCUCCUUAUACAGUCAAACCUUGGUUCCCGAAAGGCUCCGUUUUGGAACGUUUCAGCUCCCAGACACCAAAAACCCAGAAGUAAAUGCUCUAGUUUUCAAAUAAUUUUCGGAAGCCAAACAUCCGACGCGGCUUCCACUUGAGUGCAGGAAGCUGUUGCAGCCAAUCAGAAGCUAUGCCUCGGUUGUCGAACGUUUCAAAAGCUAAACGGGCUUCCAGAACAGAUUAUGUUCAACAACUGAGGUUUGACUGUAGCUUUCUCCUACAAAAGGGUACAUCCCACCAUCUUGCUCUUCAAAUCUGUAAGACCCUUCUUUUUCCCUAGACCCUUGACUCUCUCAAGGGUUUUUAGUGAUUUUAUCUACAAAGGAUUAGGAAUGAAUGACUGUGUGAAUAUUGACUUUUGCUUAACUGCCUGAGUGACAGAUAUCUACAUUAAUAACUAUAGUAUGUUGUCUUUAGAAAGAAAUGGCCAACACACUUAUCCCCAACUGAAACUAAGGCUAAGUAUUUGCAGCUGGAACAAAGUCUAUGCCUGCAAAACCAUACAUGCUCAGAUCAUCCCACAUUACAGGAACCUCUCUUUCUCUCCCAUUGCAAACUUUUCGACUGCAGACUACUUGGGGCAGAGAAGUUUCUUACUUUGUAAAUAAACAUUGCUCUGUAUAGCACCAUAUAUACCCAUGAAGGUAAAUAAAUGAAAUUUGCUCAUGCGAAUGUCAGGUCAACAGGGUUUGCUCUGGGGAAUUUUAGAUGCAUUCUGAUGUGAAAUGUGUUCAGUGGGCAUUUCAAGCUUCCUGCAAGUAUCGGCUAGCAUGACUCUGAAUCCUGCUGCCAGCUCUAGUAAACAUAUGGCUUUGGCACAAAUGGGAAAAGAGUACUCAAGUUAGGUGCAUUAAUGCAAUUCAGGGGUGGUGCCCUCUUUCUGCAUAUUGGCUUCGUGUUACACUCCUUUUGUUUCUCCACUGUUGCUGCUCACUGCCUAUCACAGCUUUGGCAAUAAAAUGUGGUUUAGUUUCUCUUUCUGGAACAAAGCACGUCUGGUGGUUUUUGCUUAUGCGGUUGAUAACCGAAGCAAGACAAGCUGUAGGCUUGGGCAAGGUGUGUGAGGCCCCAUGUCAAGAAUUUAUACUUGGGAGAAGAGGAGUGUAGUCGUUGCAUUUGUGUUUUGGAAUGGUAAUGAAUUCUCAUCUGAUCUUAAGAUGUGGAAUACUGGUGAGCAUCUUUUGCAUCCAUCAGUAUGUCUUCUUAAAAACUAUGCUGUGACAGAAAAACCGAAUCCAGUUGGCUUUAUUCUCCACUACCUACCCCACCUCCCACUGAACAUACUAAAGUUCUUGAAGGCAACAUUACUAUACCAGUUUGAGCUACAGCACUUGUUGCAACAGAAGCAUUCAAAGGCCAAAGCCCUUCCAGGGAUCCUUUACCUUUACCUUUUAAAUGCAUACAUACAUACAUACAUACAUACAUAAUUUUAUUUGUAUGCCAUCGUUCCAUAGUUCAAACCAUGCUCAAGGUGGCAUACAGAAUGAAAAAAUGCCUAAUUACAACAUAACAAAAGAAUUCACAAACAUUAAAUAAAACAAUGCACACGCCCCAGGUAACAAAGCCCUCUAAACCAUACCCCAGCCUCAGAACAUCUUUGUUUUUCAGGCACUUUUAGUGAAUCAGGAGUACUUGAGGGGCUUGUUAGUAUUUGAGUAACACUUGUGUAAGAGCUACUUGGCAGUAGAUGUAGGGGUUGAAAUAAUUACUCUGUUACAGUGAAGAGACAUGUUGUGGUAGAAUAAAACCAGAUAUGAAUGAUGUGUUGAACCGCUUGAUCCAUAUGCAGUCAUGAUGUUUAAUGUGGCUUGUUUUCUGUUAGCAGUGGGUCUCAAUAUCUAAAGUUUCAGUAAUUAAGGGCUAGCCACAAAUUUGGGCAUGAAACCAUGCUUUGAAGUAAAAACAGCAGUCCUUUGGCAGUUUAGAGGUUAACAACUAUAUGACAUGCUUUGAAGUGUGUUUGCAAACCAUAGUUUGCAUUGGCUAAUCAUUGUUGCAUGUGUGCUGUCAAAACCACAAUUUAGGUAUUUUCCAUGGCUUUCUGUUUGCUGGUCUCACUGGACUUCCUGUAGAUGCCCUCGGAAGACAUGGUUUCAUUUUUUACCCUUGGAAAUUUAACCAUGGUUUGUUUCCUUAAUGCUGACUUGCAGUAUCCAUGCUUUUCCUAAAUUUCAUGUAGAGAUGCUUUGAUACCGUAUGUGCUUCUAUAAAUUAAUUAUCUUUCUACAGGAGCUUGUAUCACUAGCAGUUAAGCUGAGUCCAGGACCAAGGCCUUUAUAAACAAUGCCAAGAAUAUAAAUAUUUCCAAGAGUUGUAGUUUGAGAACCGGCUUCAGAUACGUUUGGUCUGCAUGUUGCGAAAUCUCUUGGAAGACCACAAGGGAGAACUAGGGAAGUCUGACAUUCUGGAGGUAGGCGUUAGCUUCUUGAUGAUCAGGAACUUAUUUUUUUAGUGGUCCACUUCAAGGAGGCCUCAUGUUCCACUGCAGACAGACCAGCAACAGGUUGUCAAAUUCCUCUGGGUUAGAAGCCACUCUGCUUCUAAGCUUUCAAGGAGCAAGUAAUCCCUAUAUCUGAAAUGCAAUCAGAGAGAGGGUAAUGGGGCUCUAAUCCGAUCAGACCCAUAUGGAAUGCAGCAGAACGGCACCUCUGUCUGUUCCAUUAACCAUUAAUCACUUACAAACAAAUUCUUCUAUUGGAAUGUCUAUAAAGUCUCAGCAUAUUCAGACAGCGCAGAGAAAGGCCUGUAGCAAAGAUGUUCAGCUGCAUUUUCAUUUUCGUACUCUCUUCAAAUGGAUGCAUACAAAGAAACAGAACCAAUUAUUACCCUAAUCCCACUCCACCCCCUUCCUGCAUUCUUUUAUAGAAUUAUUCAUGAAAUGGAAAAACUAGGAAUGAAGGAGAUUUAGCCUGUGGUUGUUAGACUGGAAAUUUUUAAGGGUCUGUGUCAUGAAUCUUAGUGUAAUGGAUGGGCCUGUUACAGCUGGGGUGGCCUCGUGUGACUUACAUCUGUAUUCUGCGCAGCCUCGCAAACAGAUUGACCACUGCAUUAAAGUUUAUGGGCGAGCAAAAAAGCUUUCACCUACUGAAGCUGACAAGGUACUGGCCUAUGAAAAUAUUACUAGACUGCCCGCCCACACAUAACCUAAUUUAGAUGCUUGUGGCCUAAAAGAAUCAAUUUUAGGAACUUCUGUGGCCGACUUACCACAGGCAAACCAGAUCAGGCUUUUUUGCAAGCCUGACCCUUUGUUUCGAGUAAGUUUAUUUGGAGUUGCCCCAUUUCAUCCUUCCAGCACUUGCACAAGUAAGUGAUUCUGGGAUCAAAUGAUUGGCACAGGUUAUGCAGUGAACUUAGGGGCUGAAUAGGGGGUCAAAUCUGGGUCUCCCCAGUUCAAGUCCAGCACUUAACAUCAACCUGUUGGUGUCUGUGGCUGUGGACAAGAUGACUGUUCAUGUUGACCCAUUUACAGCUGCUUUAGAAUUGGCUGCUCUCAACUUUAACCAUAUAAUUCAGCAGAUGGAAGCACAUAUCCUGCAUUUCUGAUGAUGAUGCUAUAGAGUAGUGGUGGGGAGCCUGGUGUUGCUGGGCUGUAACUCCCAUUUUCCGUGACUUCUUGAUGCAGAGUUUGGGCUUAGCAUGACAGCUUGCAAUUCCAUCGCUGAAAGUAAUCUAGCAUAAAGCAGAAGAGGCAGUGGAUGGUCCUACGUUUUGUUAGAUGGGUUAUCAUCAUAAAGUGGAGUAAAAUGUGUGUAUGUGUGUCUCCAGAAGGAGUAUGAAUGGGUCUGAGAUCCUAUCACUGCUGGCAUGGGCUUUUAAAGAUCCACUCAUGGUACUUCCAGAUUGCUUUUGGGUAAACAGGCAAGAAGGCCUGUUUUCUAGUAAGUUGGUUCUUUGCCUCUUUGAGGCCAUCCAAGCAUAGGUAGGCUAGUAUGAAUAUCUGGCCAGGCCCACAUAAAAGCUACUGAGUUGUGAGCUGAGUUGUCAGAAAAGUCCUACAGCUCUUUACAUAAAAGAGAAGCUACUAUGGAUGUAGGAUGCAUCAUUUCCAGAUGUGGGCAGCUGUAAGCAGCUACACACAAGUCAGAACUGCUUUGCAGUUGUUUCCCAACUUCAAAAGACAUCUGACCCUCCUUCCAGCAUCUGAGAUGUGUGUGUGACGACAGUUCCAGGCUUAGCUCAGGCCAUGGUUGCAUCUGACCAAGUACUUGUCUCCACUGAGUGGUAGUGACUCACUGGCAUUUCAGACAGGGGUCUCUCUCACCAAUUUCUGGAGGUGCUGGGAAUUGAACCUACAACCUUCUGCAAGCAAAGCAGCUGUUCUACCGCUGAGCUGUGGCACAUCUCCCAGGAGUGCUCAGCUGCCAAAGUUCUGAACGAAUCAGAGUAAAACUGUUCCUCCACCUUUGCCCCUCUUUAGCAAAGCACUUAAUGAGGUUCCUUCUGCUGGGGAGAAUGGACUGUGGUUAGUAUCCUUAUUUUCUAUCCUAGUGUCCAGUAGAUGGAAAAUCUAGAAGGGCACUUGGGGCUGGAUUCAACCCAGUACUCUAGUGGAAGUCAGUGCAAGGACUUCCACUAGUGCAGUAGGGUUUCUCCCACCAGGUCUGCUUGAGGAGGGGCAUUAGGAAAACCCACCUAGAACAGCUCCUGGGGAGGAGAGGGGAGAUCAUUCUAUCAAGCAAACAGAAAUGUUUGUGCUAACGGAGCAACCUCCUUGGUGCUACUUCACAUUCCACCUUUAAUCUUCUGACUCCUCCCUCAACAGCAGUGAUCUGUUGAAGUCGUUGAUGUCAAAGAGGUAUGUCUCUGUUCAUUCUUGCACUCUGAGAGGCAGCUUGCCCUCUGCUGUGUGAACAAGUGUCGGGGUUGCGUGCAAACGAGAGCUAGUUGAAGGGGGGGUGAGAUGGAGCCUUUGAGGAGCCGCUAUUGCCCCUCUGUAAAGGGGAAGUCAAGAAGAGCAGUCUGUUCCAGGAAGGAAGCUAUCCUCUUCCUCUUUUUUGAGGCCGACAUCUGUGGGGAGAAGGAUAACAUUGCAUCGGACUUCAGUUGUGUCUUUAGUGGGUCUUUUGAUGAUUCUUAAAAGUAUCUGAGUCGUGAGUGUGCGUAAAACAACUUUGCUUUUCUCUCUCUUUCAGCAGAACUUGCAAACAGAAAUACAAUAUUGAUAUAAACCACGGUUAAGUUUCCAGGCUUUCUAGUCAUAAUUGACGUACUGUUUGCUUGCUGUGCUCUGUUGGCCCUGCCUCUGUCGUUUCCCAUGGCAGUUAUGGACUGCAGCACAGCACAAACUGCUCCACUGACAGCUGCUGUGAAAUAUGGGUCAUCCCUAACCGCAGACACUCUUUUGUUAAGCAGCUGGCUUCUCCAGGCUUUGCUUGGGUGUCUUGACUGGACCCUGAAAGGGCAGCUGCACAACCCCCAUGAGUACGGCACAGACACACUGCAAAGCUGCUGUACAGCUAAUUGCAUCCGCCCGGAAUUUAAGGUGCAAAGAAGCCUGGAGUAUAGCUGAGCAAGUGUUUCCCCCUCCUUUAUGCCCUGCGCCACAGCCAGUGAUUGCAAAGUGAAACGUUGCCUGGCUUCGUUCUGAGCUCUUAAGGCAUAUAAGGGAAUUCUGCUCUUGGCCUGGGGUGGUGAUUCAUGCUCCAAAUGAUGGCUGUGAUUCAUUGUGCAAAUGACCUAAGCGAUUAAAAAAAAGUAGCUGCCAGUUCCUCCAGGCUUUCCCAUCACACUAGGGAGGGAGGAAGGCAGGCUUGAAAUGGUCUCCCAUUUAGAAGGCUACAGACAGACUUUGUGCUCCUGUAACAGGAGGCAGCUAGCAAAACUCGCGUGCCAAAAUCCAUUCUCCUUCGGCAUUUCUUGGAAAACAAGGUCCUGUGCAAAAGCAUGAACAGGGAUGCCAUUGUUCAUUAUCUUGGGCAGCUGGCUUGUCUUGGCCCGUGUAGUAGGCCUCCUAUGUUAAUUUGUCCGCCAUGGUUGGGACUGGGUGGCUUCGAUGGUUUUGCGAUUGCUUUAAAAUAGUGUCUGCCUCAGGUAAGCUUUAUGACUCUGUCCCUCUAUUGAUUGGAGAAGAGAGGAGCCACUGCAACCCUUGACAAGCCCUUAGGAUUUGCCAGACAUGUUAGGUUUCUCUAUGAUACUCAUUUAGGCCUGCCCUCCCUCCUCCUGGCUCUAAACAGGUCCUAUACUGUACAUUUAGAUGAGAAGAGCGAGGAAGCUUGGGUUGCUUACCUCUUAAUGUGGGUUUGAAAGCACUCUGUGACUGUCUAACUCACCCUUUGCCAACAAGGUGCUCUCCACACGUUUCAGACCACAACUCUCAGGCCUUGUCAGCAUGGGAAUUGUAGUCAAACACAUCUGGAGGGUACUAGUUUUGAUAAAAGUGCCUCAUUACCUGGAAGCCAAGGAGAAUCUAAUAGGGAAGACAAAAAGCUAUUUCACUUGAUGCAUAAUAAACUUACGGGAACUGUUUCAUAAUGUGGUGGGCAUUUAGGUGCCCCUUAGAAAUGGAUUGGGGAAAUUCAUUGAGGGCAGGUUUGCCUUUGGCUGUUAGCUUGGGUAGCUAAAUGGGGACAUCCAGAGGUAGGUCACCUCUGAAUAUCGGGUGCAAGGGCUGUUGCUUUCAGGCUCUGCAGGGGUCCUGAAAGGAUCAGGCUGGCCACAUCCAGAAACAGGCUGCUGCAUUACUUUUCCUCCCAUUUAUAUCCCACCCAUCUUCUGUCAUGGGACCCAAGGUGGCAUUCAUGUGGUUUCCAGAUGGACACCCAUACAAGCACUGACAGACCAGGCCUACUUAACCUCAGCAAGGUGGUGGCCUCGUGUGCCUUCACAUCGUAUCCUGAAUCUAGACCAUAUCUUGCUCUAGAUGAAACUUGGGGUGGUUUUGUGUUCACUGUAGCCUUGAGUCUGUAUUGCUAUCACCAGCCCAGGCCCAUGGCCUAGGCUCAUCUUGAGCCCUUUUUCCAUACUAGAGGGCACAAAAGCACAGCUUGGCUGUGAUCUUUCAACCAAGAUAGCCAGUGGCUGUUGGAGGUCAGAGAGUUGUGUGUCUGCCUGUUGCACAGCUCCUGAUAAUGUAGGUGUUGCGACACACAUGCAGUGGCUGGGGCUCAUUAAAAUGCAUGCGUACCUUACCCCUGUAGUGUCAGUGCACACACAACUCGAAUACAACUCAGAGCCUGUGGGAUAGCUCAGUCAGUAGAGCAUGAGAUUCUUAAUCUCAGUGGGUUUGAGCACCAUGUUGGGCAAAACAAUUAUUGCCUUGCAAGGGGUUGGACUAGACAACCCUCUUGGUCCUUUCCAACUUUAAAACUCUAUGAUUCUUUGAUACUGAGUCAUGCUUGGAGUUGACCCAUUGAAAUGAAUGGACUCAAGUUAGUCAUGAUUUCAGGGGGACUAUUCUGAGUAUGACUUGGUCAGAGACAGGCCACUGUGUUUUCAGGAUCAAGAUCUUUUGGAACAGAAUACUGUACUCAUUUGGGGGCACUAGUUACAGGGUGGCACCUGCAAUUAAAUAAGUGCACCAACAAAGGUAAAAUGGGAAGUUAUCUUUGUUUACAAUUGUUGGGUGGUGGACCCAGAGCUUCUGGCCGGGACCUUAUUUGUUUUCAGCAGGGAGUUGUUCCCAAAAAAGGUACAGUAAGCAAGACUAAGUAAAUAGUCUUCAAUUGCCAUUUCUUCACUUCAGUCUGAGAUUGGUACAAGAUUGCCCUUUGAUUAAAUCUAUAUUAAUAUUGGCUCCGUCAAGCUUUCCUCUAAAUGUAUGGUCUAACUUUGCAGGUGCUGAGAGAUGACAGAGCUGCACGGUCUUGUGGAGCGAUUGGAGAGAGCUGUGGGCCGCUUGGAGAUGAUGUCCCAUGGCCCUGGCCCGCAGGGUGGCUGUGGAGAUGGCCUUUCCAAAGGUGAGAGGCCCUGACUUGACCAGUGUAUUCAGGAUGAAUUACUUUAACUUCUCCCACUUGGUAGGAAAGUCAGUGCAUGCAGCUGACUUUGUGUAAACCAGAUUGGGAUAUGCAAGGAAGAGGAAGUGAAUUGCCCUAAUUGUCAACCCUCAGCAGCUAAGCGUUGGCGUCACAUUACUCUGGUGUCAGCAAUGAUACUGGCAUUUUACUUAGAGUCCAGCUGCUUCCUUUUAAAAGUGAAAAAUCUAAUUAGAGCCAAGACUUGGGUGCUAACAGGCAAGGAUUUUAAUAAACCUAGAGUGCUCUGCCAAAGUUUUGUGCAUUGCGGCCGGGAAAGGAGGGGCUGGAGUGGAGGACAGAUGCUUACUGCAAAACAUGACUUGCAAAUGUUUCAAACCAAAUCCAUCUGCUGUCUCUCGGUUCUCAUGAUUGACUUGCUUGCAUUCUUCUACAGACAUAGCUGAGUAUGUACAGGCUUUUGACACACUCUUGGCGGGUCCAGUAGCUGAAUACAUGAAGAUCAGCAGAGAAAUUGGCGGUGAUGUCCAAAAACACGUAAGGCUCAGGCUUCCUUCCUAUUUGGGGAGAACAUUUGCUUACUGCACUCAAAAUUUAGGUUUUGGAAAGUAGCUGGCUAAUGUUCCAUCCCCCACCCCCAAGAGUUGGAAGUGGUGCAGUAAAUGUUUUAUCUGUGGUUUGCCCAUCCAUCCCCCCCAUAGUCUAUGUGUACACAUUUGCAGGGAGUUAUUUUCGGCAGUGUCUCAAAACCAUGCGGGUAUUUUUUGCCAGAGACUAUAGUGCACGAGGAGAGAUACGUUCACACCACAGGCUACAAUGGCUUUAACAAAAGUCUACAAAUUGUCAGUCUAUUUAAAAACACCAGCAAUGCCCCAAAUCACUCUUACUUCGCCAUAAGCAACCAAUACCAGCGGCUGUUAAAAGGGAAGUGCAUCCGACAGGUGGCUACAGUCAGGGCUUUUUUCAGCUGGAACUCACCGGAACUCAGUUCUGGCCCCUCUCAGGUGGGCACCAUUGCCAUUAUAAGAGAACAAGAGAGGUGUUCAUGGUGAGUUCCGGCACCUCUCUUUCUAGAAAAGUUGCACUGACUACAGUGUUGAACUAGGAUCGCAAAGACUUGGGUUGAAAUAACCCCCUUGCUACGAAACACAUGGGUUGACUUUGGGCAAUCACAUUCUCUCUGAUGUGCUAAGGAUGAACCGGGUUGAGAUAGAGGGAGACAUGUGCCCCACUCUGCACACUUGGAAGAAGAUUAAAACAAAGUAAUAAAACUGCCUGAAUAAACAGGGGCUGAUCAAAUUGAUUGGCAUUAUGGAAGAGUGAUUUUGGAGUAUCAAGUAUACAGUAUAGGGAGGGAACUAGAAAAUGCACACUCUUAUCCAUAUUCCAGGCGGCCCAAACUCAUACAGAAGAAAGUCGGUCUUACUGUGAAGCUGCUGCAGUUGAUACUUCAGAGCUUUUGGCUCUUAAUAUGAAACUGACCGUCACAUGUGCAACACAGUCCUCCUUGGAUACAGCUGGUGCUCUUUUUGUCAGUGUAUUACCACCCCAUGAGCAAUAUAUGUUCAACUAAUUCAUGUGCACUUUUCCCCCUUUUUGCCUCUUGGUAUCCUCUUCUCCUCCAAGGCUGACAUGGUGUAUGCAGGGUUGAUGACAGAGAGGGCUCUCCUGGUGACAGCAUCUCAGUGCCAGCAACCCACAGCGGUAAGUCUGGGGAAACCCCUUGUAUUUCAGCAGUGAAGCUCAAAGGUAGGUGCAGCUGGAAACUAGAUUCCUUUUUCCAAAGGAUAUAAAAAGUGGUCUUCUGAAUGGGGAUUCCGAGCUGCUUUCAGCCUAGGAUUGUUGAAAAGGGUUGUGGGCAUGGUCAGCUGUGGGGGUGUGGUCAGUCACCACAUUUUCGAAGCACCCCCACUUUGUGGUGCAUGCUCUGUAUUUUCUGUUUUUUCUCUCUCACACACAGCUCCUUCCCAAUACAAAAAUUGCUCCAUUGACUUGCAUGGGAGGAAAAAGACACACACACACACACACACACACACACACACACACACACAGUGGCUGGUGAGGUGGAAAGAGUCUGAUACUGCCAAAAACUUGUUUACUGUCAGGAAGUGGGGCUACCCUCUCCCACUAGGCAUUUUUGGUAAUAAAGCUUUCUACCCCAUCCCCUUAAUUUGCAUAGGGCAAGGAUGGCUGGCCUGUGUCCUUCCUGGUAUUGCUGGACUAGAACUCCCAUUGUCCUUGACUACUGGCUCCCUUGUUUGCUUGGGCUGAUGGGAGUUUGAAUCUAACAAGAUACGGAGGACCACAGAUCAGACACCUCCGGGAUAGGAAGAAAGUUGCAGGACCUCCAGAUGGCAGGACACAGACCAUUUGCAGGCAGCAUGGCAUAGCUUCAUGGGUGCUGGGGUAUUGCAAGUGCCUGUUCCAAGGCAAGGACUCAUUUUCCAGGAAGCCAAAAUCUAUAAAUUUAGAGUGAAUCCUAAACAGGAUUUAGCAAAUGGUGGUACCAGGUGUGUACGUUGGUAGGAUUAUCCCAUAACACCUUCCUGUCCAGGAGAAGGAAUUAGGGUUUGGUAGGAAAGUGGUACCUUCCUUUCUUGCGUGACUACAUGAUGUACAGAACCUGGCCUAUCUGCUACUUUGUUCCUCCUUCCCCAGAACUGCCUACUAUGGAUCAGUCAAGUAACUUAUAUAUCACAGUGAAACAAUUGCUACCUGGCACUUGCUUAUUUUCCUCUUCCCUCGUUGCUCAAUUUUCCUCUUGUGUCUUGCCAUUUUGAAUUACAAAAAAUGCUUGAUUGCUUUGACAAAGGUGGUAGGUAAAUGUAUUUAUUUCAUUUAUAUUUUGCUUUUCCUCCGAGGAGCUCAAGGUGGUGUACAUGCCUCCCUGCUCCCCAAGAAAACCACUUGUGAAAUAUGCUGGAUGACUUUAGGCCAUUCAUUCUCUUUGGUGUGAACCAGCCUUGCAGAGUUACUGUGAGGUUAAAAAGGGGGAUAGGGACUCUAUACACCAUCUUGAGCACCUUUGAGGAAGAUUAGGAUCAUCUUUCUCCCAGCAUCUUUAAUACAUGGAUAAUACUGUCACUGGCCUGGUUAGCACAACACUAUAACUUAAGUCAUGAUUUAACUAUUACUUGUUUUUUCCAAGCUGGAUUUGUUUUCCAGCUGCUCUUGCCUUGUGCCUUUGUAGCUUUGUGAGCGUUUGGGGUGGAACCAUGGUUAAGGAAGGGUGCCAGUUUCACACAGAAUGCCAAGCCAUAGCUAAAAAGCUAACCAAGGUUCAUAGGUCAACAAUAAACCAUGGUUCAGCUUAUGGUUUGACAUAAGUUAAGUUGCUGGGCAGGGUUUGGAUCAUCAAACAAACCCUGACUUAGCUUUAUGUGCAAAUCUGUCCACUGACAGGGGCAGGCAAUCUAAAUGACGGCAGAGACCAGCAGGCUUAAGCAGUUCACACCUUGCUCGGCUUAUCUUCUGUAAUUUUGUUGUUGCAGAACAACUUCUCAUCUGUGCUGAAGCCAAUAUCCGAGAAGAUCCAGGUGGUCCAGAACUUCCGGGAGAAGAACCGUGGCAGCAAACUCUUCAAUCACCUCUCAACCGUUAGUGAGAGCAUCCCUGCAUUAGGCUGGGUCGCCAUGGUAAGGGCUCAGGAACUGGUGCUUUUCUGUCAAAACUUGUUCUUCAGUUCUGGUACUCAUAGGGCCAGCAGGCCUCCCUGAAGCUCCUUAAACUGCUCUUAUGUCUGUAGCUUUGUUUUUAAAAUAUAGCCCUUCUCAAUUUCUGUACAUGGACACAUGCUAGGAGGAAAAUAUUGCACAGAUAGCAUGAUUUCCCCCCUGAUGGUACCAUUCUCACAUGGGCAGUUUUAGUUGGUAGUGUCAAUCUGGUCGAAGAGUCAUUCACUUUCCCCAGGGAAACCUGGGAGUUGUAGUUUUGUAAGAUUUGGCGGGGCUUUCUUAACAGAAGCUUCAACAAUCCCUCCAGACUACACUUCCAAGGAUUCUUGAGGUGCACUAGAUACUGUUGGAUUCCCAGCCAGUAUAGCCAGGGAUUGUGGACAAAGGUAGUUGUGGCCCUCGAGGUGAUGGAGUACAGGUUCCCCACCCUUGAAUUAGGGGAAAGUCAUUGCCAGUAAAAUGAUAUGGAACUACAGUAAGUUGGUGGUUUUGUGCCCAUAAGCUUCCAGUUUCUUUUCCUGAGAGAUUACUUGGUCCUUGUCACCUAAUUUUCUCUCAUCCAGAUGCAGUUUUAAGAUUUCAAACUGCACUUCCAGCCUUGCCUCUGUUAUCUGGGUUUGGGGAUGGCGUCUUUGUCCACUACCUCCUGGCAAGCUUGACUUCUGGUCUUAAACCAUUUCACUCAGAGGGUCAGCUUCCAAAUAACUCUGGUGGGUUUAGAAAGCUUCUGGGUGAAAUGCAAGAACUUUUACGUUCUAAUGACGCACUGUCUUCUCAUAGGCUCCCAAACCAGGCCCUUACGUGAAGGAAAUGACUGAUGCCGCCAUGUUUUAUAGCAACCGGAUCCUCAAGGAAUACAAAGAUGUGUAAGUGUUGCUUGCCUCUUGGGGGGAUGGGGAACCAUGGGGUGCUGCCGGCAGCAGAGGAUUCUGAGGGGAGGCAGCAUUGGAUCACCUUCCAAUGUUUGCGUCACUUAGUUUAAAAAAAUUACUCAUCUCCCUCAAAUUCCUAACAGCAGGAGGUGGCUAACCAUUUUUGGAAUGGGUGUGGCAUGUUCUUAAACUCAGCCACUCAAGGCGGGCUCCACUUUUAAAAGGGAAUGCUAAGAAAUGAAGACAGUUCAUGGAAAAUGAGAAUGCAAGGGUGUGGAGUUACCAUGAAUAGGACUACUGAGAUGCAAAGUUUUGGAAUGCUGUUAAUGAAAUCAUACAGAAGAGCAGGGAGAGAGAUGGUGCUGUGACUGCGUAGAAAAUGAGGGAACCUGAGUAGUGGCAGGGGGCAGUGCAGGGUUUCAUUCCCAGAAAGCUCUGAAUAGUCAGUUUGUGAAAAGUUCCAUCUGCAAAGCAGGAGGGUAGGAAAUCUACGGCUCCCGUUGCAAGUGGAGUUUCAAAUAUCCCCCCUUACCUAGACCAAUUAGUUUGCCUGGCUCCUCUUUCUCCUAGAGAUAAGAAGCAUGUGGACUGGGUGAAAGCUUAUCUGAGUAUCUGGACAGAGCUGCAGGCGUACAUUAAGGAGUAUCACACCACUGGGCUGACCUGGAGCAAAACGGUGAGUACAGGCUGAACGCUAAUCUUCAAGGCACCACAGAACUCUUGCAUUUAUUAUUCUUGACAUUUCUCUGUUUUCUGUUCCUAUCCUAUCCCCUUUUCCAGGGACCUGUUCUAACUGAUUCAGGAAAUGGAUCCCGAGCAGCAGCUCCUUCUCCUGGUGGCCCCCCACCCCCGCCACCUGGCCCUCCACCCCCUCCAGCUCCCACCUCCACAAAUUCUGGCUCAGAUGACUCUGCGUCCCGUUCUGCACUUUUUGCCCAGAUCAACCGGGGAGAGACUAUCACUUCUGGUAGGUGAAAUUAGUUAAUGGAAUGGCAAGGUGAGCAAAUGGCUGUCCUCUAAGCAAACUCACUUGGGAUAGAAAUUGCAACCCUUCUACACAAAGCCUUUGUGAUCUGCAGGGGUCCUUUCGCUCCAGUAUCUGGGGACAAGGUCCAGCGUAGUCCCAUCUUUUGAACCAUACAGAUGCAUUUGUACCCAUGGUCUUGUUGCAGAUGGCCCUAGAGGAUUUCUUGGUCAUCUUGGUUUUCACAAGCUGUUCUUAAAAGUGAAUUUGCAUAGCUUUUCACUGACGCAGCAGAAAUGCAUGGCUAAUUCUGCUAGUGUGUUUUGAUGUAUUGAGUGUACAGAAUGUUCUGUUGUGUCUAGAUUCCAGUUUCCUGCAUUCUGAUUCAUGAUGUCCCUUUGAGGAAUUCCCCCUCCCCACAAAAAAACCCCUUGGGUCAUAAUUCCCUAAACCAGUUUUGCUUGCUAAACAGGCCACUCAACUUCAGUGUGCAAAACAUGAAUUUUGAGAAUGUCCUUUCCUUGGAGAAAGCAACCUGAAUGUUUUGGAUGAGGAGUAGAGGUAGCAGAAGUGGGUCCAUAAAAUACCUUUGUGGUUAGUGAAGAUGGGAGAAAUCUGCACUCUGGGAAUUGCAGUGGCCAAGAGGGAAACCCAGUGGCGAGGGAAACCCAGCCAGAUGGGCAGGGUAUAAAUAAAUAAAAAUAUUACUAUUAUUAUUGGAGGACUCCAAUGCUGGGCUUGGUGAGGGUUGAUGAUAUGCAGAAGGUUUAAUUUUACGUAUCCUAAGGUUCAAGAAACACAAAUAUAGUGAGGAAAGCUUUUGUACUGCCUUUCUGGGGAAUUGAUGGAAUUCAAUUUUUGGAAUCUCCAGGCCCUGUAUGGUAACCUGUACAAAUAGUUGAAGCUAAUCUCUGAUCUCCAGUAUAUUCUUCCUUUAGCCAAUUAAUUCCUCUUUUUUUCUUUUCAUCAAGUGAAACCAAUUAGAUUGCAGGUAGUUGAGGGGGAGGGCAUGCAUGGAGGACAGUGCUGUGUGUAAAUUGCACAUACUGCAAUGCAGUAAGCCAAUGCAGAGAUCUCCCUGCGGCUCUGGAAGCCUUCUUUUGGCUUCUGGAUGCAAAUGGGGUGCCUGCUGAACCGUCAAGAACUUGAACCUGCUUUUAAAGCUAUUUUAUUGGAUCAUUUUAAGCGCAACACCAAUCAUAUGACUGCCAGUGACAGAAGCAAAAAUAAGGGGAGGGGAGAAAGGGACAUCUCGCAUCACAUACCACUAGGAGCACUGAGUCUCUGUUUUCAUGUAAGCUGAGGAAAGACUGCUCUGUUAAGGAUAAAAUUUCAGGCAUGCUCUGCAUGUAUUGUAACCAGCUUUAAACCUUAAAAAUGUGAUGAGUUGUUUCACUCUUUCAUAGCCCUUUUACUGGCUGUCUAGAUCAGCAGCAGAUGGGAGCAAGAGAUUUCCUUCCUAGGGUGGGAUGGUUUUUAACGUGGUUAAAACUUGUACCCACUCCUUCCUCUAAAUCCAGUGUGUAUCAUCCUUUUUUUAUCUUUGGAAGAGCCCUGUGGGGUAGGUUAGGCUGAGUGUCAAUUAGACAAGAGGAAAACACCUUGGCCAAGAGGGCAUUUGAACCCAGGACUGCCUGGUCAAGAGUCCAGCCCUCCACUCGCUACUACUCCACACAGGCUGCAGUGUCUGUGCCUAUUUAGAAACAAAAGUCUCUAAGAACUGAGGACUUGAUGCUAUAGCGGGGCAACAGAUGGAGACCAAGAAGUUUUCCAUUCUUAUAGAUCCAGAGAACUGCUGAAAGCCCUUUAGCUAGCCAGAGAGAGAAGAAUGGGCAGAACUAGCCCAUCUUGGUUAUGGACCCUGGUUUGUGGGGCUCUUUAUUGAAAACGACAUCCCUAGCGACAGUUUUUUGGGGAAAGCAGCAUAUGACACAUUAGGAUAUGUUUGUAGUAGUGUUUUUUUUCCUGAGGCUUAUAGCAAUUUUACUUUGAAUUAGUUUUGUUUUAAUUACAUUACAUUGGUGUUAUAAACCCUGGUUUCUAGACUUCCACGUUGAAAUUCAUUUUGAGCUUUUUGAGUAAAAGCAGCAUAGAAGCCAACCAAUUGGUGCCAAGCUAGAAAUGGGAACUAAAUUUGUCUACAAGGCACAAAUGGCUGGUGGUCUGAUGCAGGCUGUGGUGGUUUCAGGGGGAAGUUCUUGGUUUGUAAGAAGCGGCUCUUUGGGCCUGGCUCUGACAUUGCUCUUGUGGUAGAGAAGCGGCAGCUCUGCUCUACUUGGGGGUAAUGUCAGAUGUACUGAAGCUUUAGAAAGGGUGACUCAAGCGUGGGAAAGGCUUGUGCCUGGGGCUGCUGAUAAGUGGUGUGGGAAGGAGCUGCACUUUUAUGCUCCCAGACUGCAAAGCUGCCACGAGAAUGGAAGCGCCUGGGUGGGGAAGAGUAGCUGGUGGCCAUGGCUGAGGGGCAGCUCCUAAAGCUGGUGGCAUCUUCAAGGUGGACAUUAAUGGCGGUUUCCCUCCUAGGCCUGAAGCACGUGUCAGACGAGAUGAAGACCCACAAGAACCCAGCGCUGAAGAACCCAGGCGGUCCUAUGCGGACGGGACCAAAGCCUUUCAUGGCUCCGAAGCCGGCCUGUCCUGUCAGCGCCUCCCAAAAGCUGCCUGCGAAGAAGGAGCCUCCUGUGCUGGAGCUGGAAGGCAAGAAAUGGAGAGUGGUGAGUUCCGAGGGGCUGGGGCGUCGCAAGGGUCCCACGCAAAAGACUCCCCACUGCCAUAGAUAACUUGCGAUUUCAUAUGAGAAGGUGGGAAAAAUCUGAACUGUAUUUUGCAUAUAGAUUAUGCAUGCAUUUUGAAGCAGGCAGCAUCUUAGAAGAGGCACGUCAUCUGCAGUUCUUAAGAGUACUUAUUAAAGUCUGCUGUCCAAUUAAUUCAAGCAGCACCUUUAGUCUUUGUUUUAAUAAAUUAAAAGAAGGACGGAGGGAAACUUUGGGUGCUGGACUCCAGCUCGCAGCAACCCUAGCUAGCAUGGCCAGUGAUGAGAAUUGGAGUCUGGGGGGCCAGAGGUUCCCCAUACCUGACCUGAAUAAGAGAGUCUUUUAAGAAGACGCUGGCUCAUCGCUGUCCAUCAGGCACAUCUGCAGGUCAUAAGCAUAUCCGAGGAGGGAAGGGGCUGGAAUGAGCGGCAUUUGUUUUUCCCCUUCCUCUUUAGGAGAACCAAGAAAAUGCCUCCAACUUGGUGAUCAGCGACACGGAGCUGAAGCAGGUGGCCUACGUCUACAAGUGCAUGAACAGUACACUCCAUAUCAAGGGCAAGAUCAACUCCAUCACACUGGGUAGGUUCUUAUCGGCUGGGGCCAGGGCAGGAGGCUUUUAAAAAAGAAGAAACCAAUAACUCAUGCCCACCAAUCAGCUCAGGCCACUCCAAGGGAGGUGUGUGUGAUUCUCUGAUUCAAUUCACUGUUGGCUUCAUGCACCAGUUCCCUGCAGGAUUUAAUACACCACGCCUCCCAAGCUGAAAAGCGGGGAGCUAAAUCCUGCUCAGUCCAACAGGGUUCACCACAAGUGUCUUCCAGAUAAUAGGUGGGGAACUGGUGUGUGCAGCCAAACCCCAUGGGGUUUCCCCCCCUAGUUUCUCACUUUCCCAAAAAUUACCCUUGCAUUGCAAAUGAGGAGUGCUGUUGUGACUUAGCUUGGAGCACCCAGUGGAUGGGUGGCUAAAUCAGAACUUGCAGAGGUAUUCUUCAGCCACACUGGAAAAAGGUCCUUAAUGGUCCUUUCUGUUCUCUUUUCCUCUAUUUUGUAGAUAACUGCAAGAAGCUAGGUCUGGUGUUCGAUGAUGUGGUGGGCAUUGUUGAGAUCAUCAACAGUCGGGAUAUCCAAGUUCAGGUAAUUUCACUCCCUCACCCCCAGCCAGUUUUGCUUUCCCUUAACCUCGUAAGGGUCCUCACUCUGCCUUGCCUCUUUUGAAGAGCAGGAACCCUUAAACAGAUGAGCAAGAAGAAGUAGUCUUUGAGGGGGGAUUCAGGGUCUUCAGAUUCCCUAACAGAAUUAGAAACCCAUCUUGCUCCUCAACCCAUGCACACACACAUACAUUGCUCUGAACCCAGAAGUGACCCAAAAACGUCCCAGAAAGGGGUGGAACGGCGUGUUUGCCAGCUUUUUCAAUUGCAGUUUCACUUAACUGUGCAGUGCCUUGGAACGUAAGCCCCAUGUAAAUGGGGGAGGGGGUUGCCUGUACAACAAUUAUCAUCUGCAUUAAAAAUGGCAAAGGACAGAAUACUAACAGCUAGGAUAAAUGUUUUAAAAUGGUAACCUGUAGGAUUAAGCACAGCUUUAAAAGGGAUGGAUGAAUAAAAAGGUAUUCAACGGGUGCUGAAAAGUUAGCACUGGUCAGGCUUCUCCAGGGAGGGUGUUCCGAGAAAGGGCAAUUGCAUCCUGUGAAAACCCCAGUCUUGGGUUACUGGGUCCUGCCAUCUUGGGAGCGAGACAAAGAAGGGCCCCUCCAAAGAUGAUGUUGCAUCCAGGCCAGGUUCACGUUGAGAGCGAGUGGCACUUGAAGUACAAGCCACUCAGAGCUUGAAAAGAGAACAUAUUGAAUUUUGUUUCCCUCGCUCAUAAGAUUCACCACACUACUGUUUUAUGAUUUAUUGGUAAUUGAAUGUGUUAUUGAUGGAUCCAUUGUCUUCAUUGAUGUAUUAUUUAUAUAUGAUGUUAUAAAGAGUACAUAUAAAGAGUAUUGAUAAUGAUGUUUUCAGAACAAGGAGAAGUGAACUCCUGUGUUUCUUUUAGACUUCUAGGGUGGUAGGCGCUCUAGCCAUGUCUGACAUCCUUGCCUUUCUUGCUAGGUGCUGGGUAAAGUGCCAACCAUUUCCAUCAACAAGACAGACGGUUGUCAUGUCUACCUGAGCAAGAACUCAUUAGAAUGUGAGAUUGUCAGUGCCAAGUCCUCAGAGAUGAACGUCCUCGUUCCUACAGACAGUGGUGAUUUUGUAAGUUUCUUUCUGGUUACUUGGCGUAGAAUGAGACACUGGGAGAAAGCCACUUUGCUGUGGGUGGUGGUUGUUGCUGAUAUUGGGAAGAAGCUGUCUUGGGAUAGCUCGUGGUCAAAAGUCACCAGGCUGAAGAGCUGUGUUGCCAAAAUGAUUUUAGCUGGCUUUCAGAAGCCCAGGCUUUAAUAAGGGAAGCAGGCUUUCAGUGAUUGGGAUCAAUGUACAUCUGCACCACACUUUUAAUCCUGCACCACAGGAUUAAGGAGCAUGAAUCAAGAAGCAAAGCUCUAAGGAGUUUAAUAUUGGGGUGGAGAACUGGAUCCAUCUUGACAGGCUGAAUCCUGCAUUCCCUAACCCUCAGCAGGCUACUUUGACAGGUGGAACGGGCCCUACCCACCUGUCAUAACCUGGUAUCACUAUGUCAGAUGAAUAGUUUCUUCUCUGUAGCAUGGCAAGCCCCACUACAAAGAUUCCAAGCCCAGCCAAGCAGGGCUUGAAGCUACUGCUGAUUGGUGCCAACUUCAUGCUCCUCUUGGGUGGCUGGCCGAAUUGCAGAUCCCACCAGGCUUGCUGUCACCACCUAUCAGCUGAUGGGCAUGACAGCAAGCCUUCUUUGCCACUGAGCAUCCUAGAGUGUACGUUAAGGGCCCCAGUUGUGCUUUGGCAGCUGCAUCUACUUGACAUCGAAUUUGAAGUCAGGUGUGUGGUAGGGGGACAUGGCUUUGCAGGCCAAAAUUGCACCUGUGCCAGAUCUAAUUAGCCCCUUAGGCCGGAGAUUCUCUGAUCUGGCUUAAUUUGGUACUUGCUCUGUUUUUUAAGUUGAUAUAUUGAAUGGGAUGUUAAUAGCUUUGUUGCUGAAUUAGGCGCCUCUGCAGUUUUCUCAUGUCUCCACCCCUGGCAUGCAGCUCAUUUAGACAAGAUAUGUAAGUGGAAGGUCUGCAUUCAAGACAGUGUUGUCCCUGAAUGCCAGUUAUUGAGGGGCAGGAGAGGGGGGCAGCCAGGCAGAUUAGUACCUUGCUUGUGGGCUUCCAAGAAGCAUCUUGCUGGCCGCUCUUGAAAAGCAGGACACUGAGCUAAAUGGGCCUUUGGUCAGAUCCAGCAAGGCUCUCCCUGUGAUGGCAGUAAGCUUUUGUGUUAGAGGUGUAGCUGUACUAAAGGACAGAGAGCACAUAGGGGCUUUGAAAGCUGUGCAUCUCUGCAAGUCACUUCCAUGUAAAUGUUACUGACUCCAAUAUUUUCUUUCCCCCUAGAAUGAGUUCCCAAUCCCAGAACAAUUCAAGACACAGUGGAACGGGCAGAAGUUAGUCACCACUGUCACGGAGAUAGCUGGAUAAGUUGACCUGGCGCUCGACAUUCGCCCCACCACUGCUGUGGGACAAAUCUGCUUUUUUUGGGAUGAUUUAUAGAUUUUCCUGUACCUUUUCCGCUCUCAAUCUGCUUCUGUCUUCUCCCCGAGAGACUUGCCUACCUGCCUUCACUGAAAAUACCUCAGGCUAGGAUUUGGGGUAGGGUGGCAGAAUCAUUUGCUUCUAUCAAUUGAUCAGCAGGAAAGUGUGGCGUUUCCCCUUGGUCAGGCAAACCCACAUCACCAAUCAACUUCUGUCUGGCCUUUCUUUUUGUGCUCCCUGGAGCCAGUAUCUCAAGGACUUGGUUCUAGAGGUUUUUCUUUUCCCCUUUCAUUUUAAGCAAAGGAAGAUGGUUCCUCUUGGAGUAAAGCGAGUUAUCAGGGUAUAGAGUCCCCAGUGAUAUGUGUGUGUGACAGUGUAUCUGGAAGGUGUGGGUUGGGGGAAGUACAAGGGAGUUGACUUCAUUCUGUUUAAUCUAAUUGGGGCUGUUCAAAGAUUCCAGGAAUGGCUUUGCUGGACCAAAAGCUGAAGGACUGGUGCAUGUAUAGCAUUCCUCCCCCACCCCACCUCCCCAUUUUUCCCCUUACGUGCUCAGUGUAAAAUUCUGUGUUGUGCCAUGAUGUUGGGGGAGACCUCUCAGUUACAGGUGCCACAAGACUACCAUGGGACAGGCUCCCCACUCGCCCCUUCCGGGAGUCUGUCCAGCGGCUAGAAAACUGCUGCUCACCCACUUCCAUUCAAGCCCUCCUUUAAAGGGAAAAUUGUGCCCAAAGGGUCCCUCUUCUGAGCAACUGAGCGUUGUCCAGGCUUUCCAGGACAGGUUUUUCCUUGGAGCCCAUCUCUCUCUUUUUUUUAGGGAGGGAUGAGUCUUCUUCAUUCCAGGUCCAGUAUUUAAUUAUUUGUAAGCACAAGUUCAUUCCAAUCCUCCAUCUGAGCUUAUUUACCCUGUAGAGUCUGGAAGACUUUCUCUGGCUGUCCUUCUCUCUGUCGCUCAGCUUCUUCUCCACCGGAAGGCCAGUGUGUGUGUGUUAGCAUGGCACUGCAGUGCUUGCGCCGAGACCAAAGGCAUGGUACUGUACUGAUCCACCAAAGGGAGUUGCCUGCGCACCAGAAUCAUAAGUGUUUUUGGAUAGCAUAUGCAUAUCUUAUUUCCCUCUUUGCCACAUUAAUGAUUCCCCCCCCCACUAAAAUGAAACUUAACAAAAGAUAUGCAAUUUCUUUUUAUUUUGAAACUGUCCUGUGACUUGUAUUUCUCUCCCGAGGCUUGUGGAAAUAAAACCUUUCUUAUGUACUUAAAAUUAUACUGAAGAUAGAAUAAAGUUAAUGCCAAGUUGCUCCUUAACAUGGUGGUCCUUCCUAAGCUCCUCUGCAACCAGCUUCGUCCAGAAAAGCCGCAAAUCUCAGUUUACAGCUUCAGACUCAAUGCUGCUCUCUUUCAGCAACAUUUCCAGCUUAAGCUUGUCUGAGGAGUCCUUGGGAGUGUUUUCACACUAGUCUCUCAGAGCCCGCUGUGGCUUCACUCAGAAUUUCAUUGUGGCUAGCGGCAGUGGUGGGCAAAUGCAUUCAUGGAAAUGUUUCCUGGCUUUGUUAAAAGCUGUUACCACAGAGGCCACUGACAUCUGUUGUGUUGGCAGGAAGGUCUUGAACUAGCCUGACAGCCUCCCUACAUCAGGCCCCAGAAAGCCAUCUCUCCACUCACCAAGGGAUUGUAGUGAAAUAAUUGAGACAUUUCAAAUGAAGGGAUUCUGGAAUUUAAAAGAAUGGAAGAGGGGGGCAACACAUAAAGGGCAGGAGAGAGUUACUACUGUAUGCAUAACCCAACAUAGUAUAUAAUGGGUGGGGAAACUGUUGGCUACCCAACUUCCAUCAGUCCUAGCAAGCAGAGCUAGUGGUCAGGGAUGGUGUAGCAGAUGUAAUCCAGCAACAAGUGAAGGGCUGCAAGUUUGCCAGACUCGCAUGUAGACUGCAACUUGGAAGAUGCAGUAGUUGCUUCAUCAUCCAGCCUCUGCCCUUUAGAACCCAGGUGGGAGUUUGGGGGAAAUUACACUUCUAGUUCUUCUAAGUGAGUAUCUCUACUGAACUGCAGAUCUUGUGUUUUACACCUAUUGUUAGAUUACAAUUCCCAUAAUUCCUCAUCAGCC
Molecule: messenger RNA, 26121 nt
Organism: Podarcis lilfordi (Lilford's wall lizard)
Lineage: Eukaryota; Metazoa; Chordata; Lepidosauria; Squamata; Lacertidae
Source: the annotation of a GenBank genome assembly